GCAGAUGUGUACGUAUGUUUAAAUUCUGUCAGUUUAUUCCUUGGCAACCACCGUCACGUGCACCGGCGUUGGAAGCCACUUGGGAAGAAAAGCCGUCCAGGAACCUUCCAGGCUUGGACUCCUGGAGAGGCGCUGGCUGUGGCCAGACUCGGGGCCCGCUGCAUGGUGGCCACAGCGCCCAGGGCUUGCAUGUCCCUAAGGAUGGCCUCGUGCCACACCGCACCUCCUCCAUGCAAAGCGUCCAGGAUGUUGAAAGGCCCCGAGCCGGCCGUGCGCUGGGGAACAUGCAAGUGGACAUCAGAGACGGGUGUCCGGUCAGUCUAGGGACGAUGACGCACAACGGAGCAAACACAAGGCACCGGAGAGCGAGGGGCCACCUGGGUUGGAGCAGUUUCCCGGUCAGGCUGGCGGGUGCUGGAACCUGGCGGCGCUCGGGGCCACAGUCAGUGGGGAGCGAGCUUGAUGAAGGCAGAGGCGUUCUUGAAAAGGUGAGGAGACAGGGACCCAGGCGUCUGGGCUGGGACACGACCGAUGUGUGGCUGGGAGUCCAGUCUGGAAAAGAGGCGGCCGUUCCUACCACGGAGCUUCCGCGCGAUUUCCGUUCAUUGGCCAGGAGAUCAGCCAGUCGGGUUAUCGUGGCGCAAAAUCCCUCGGGAGGACGCCCCCCACCCCGCCUUGCUGCAUUUAUCUCCCAGCGAAAGCUGUGACCCCGGCCAGAGUCCCCUCUCCCCAGAGUGAGUGUGGUGCCUGUGUGUCCUCGCCG
This is a messenger RNA of Suricata suricatta (meerkat), 763 nucleotides long. RefSeq lists its product as uncharacterized. The record is from RefSeq and is a predicted model, not a curated record. The transcript is spliced from 3 exons. NCBI's taxonomy places the organism in Eukaryota, Metazoa, Chordata, Mammalia, Carnivora, Herpestidae. Bases 15 to 707 code for a protein of 230 amino acids.